Molecule: messenger RNA, 930 nt
Organism: Hyla sarda
Lineage: Eukaryota; Metazoa; Chordata; Amphibia; Anura; Hylidae
Product: olfactory receptor 1009-like
Exons: 1
Coding region: 1-930 (309 amino acids)
Biological process (GO): G protein-coupled receptor signaling pathway
Cellular component (GO): membrane
Molecular function (GO): G protein-coupled receptor activity; olfactory receptor activity
Source: RefSeq, a predicted model, not a curated record
AUGCAGGUGAACAAUGUGACUGAUCUCGUACAGAUCGUUCUUCUGGGUUUUCAAGGCAGCACACAGAAAAAAACGUCCCUCCUUUGUCUGCUUAUUGUAGUAUUUUUGGUCACAAUAAGUGGGAAUCUCCUGAUCAUCACCCUGGUGUCCACCAGCAGGAACCUCCACACCCCAAUGUACUUCUUCAUCUCACAUCUGUCCAUCAGUGACAUCUUGUUAUCCACAGAUAUUGUCCCCAACUUGUUCCACAUCCUCCUGAAUAAUGGGGGAACCAUGACUUUUAUUGGUUGCAUGACUCAAUUUUAUUUUUUCAGCUCCUCAGAAGCAUAUGAAUGUCUUCUCCUCUCGGUGAUGUCUUUUGACAGGUAUGUGGCCAUCUGUAAUCCUCUCCGUUAUACUUCCAUCAUGAAAAGUACAUUCUGUAUGAAGUUGAUCAUCUUGUUUUGGUCGGUCAGUUUUUUUAAUUCAUUCAUUUACGUUUUAACAACAACAAGACUGAAGUUCUGUGGAUCGAAUAUAAUUGACCAUUUCUUCUGCGAUCUUCUUCCUGUACUGAAACUUGCUUGUUCUGAUCCAUUUCCUAUAAAGUUACAUAUGGCUGUGAUAAGUAUUCCAUUUCUAAUUAUUCCCAGCAUAAUAAUUGUUAUUUCCUAUGUGAACAUUGUCCGCGUCAUCUUACGGAUCCCAUCUAACAUCAGUAGACAGAAAGCCUUCUCCACCUGUAGCUCCCACCUCAUCGUGGUCUCCAUAUUCUACUUGACUCUAUUUAGCAUUUACAUUCUUCCAACAGAUAAACAAACAUCUGAGAUGAAUAAGAUCACAUCCCUGCUAUAUACUGUAUUUACUCCACUGGUCAACCCCAUUAUAUACAGUCUGAGGAAUAAAGACAUAAAAAAUGCCGUAAAAGACACUGUAAAGAAAUGUGUAUAA